This is a messenger RNA of Dicentrarchus labrax (European seabass), 7983 nucleotides long. It is a transcript of the gene abca5, whose product is annotated as ATP-binding cassette, sub-family A (ABC1), member 5. The record is from RefSeq and is a predicted model, not a curated record. Bases 316 to 5292 code for a protein of 1658 amino acids. Lineage: Eukaryota; Metazoa; Chordata; Actinopteri; Moronidae. Gene Ontology annotation, molecular function: ATP hydrolysis activity; lipid carrier activity; ABC-type transporter activity. Gene Ontology annotation, biological process: lipid transport; transmembrane transport. The transcript has 38 exons. Gene Ontology annotation, cellular component: intracellular membrane-bounded organelle; membrane.
CCCCGAAGGACUGUCGGUGUGUUGCUGUUAGCUCGCUAGCUUGUUUCCACACAACGCGUUAGCUCCGGAGAGACUCACCUUCCUCUAUUAGCUCCUCUUCUUCAGAUAUCCUGAGCAGAGAGGCGAAGGCACUGCGUCCUCCGGUUAAAAGGAGCAAUUUCAUGGCUUAACGUUGCUGAAGUGUCAACAAUCCAGCACAGGGCGGGUUAGUGGAUCGGCUAACGUCCGCUAGCUGUCGGUGGUACCUCGCUGGAGGCUGAUUGGAGAGCUGAGGCCAGCAUUAGGGAGACGACUUCUCGUCCAUACGUCAUCCAGAUGAGGCAUGCUGGAAGUAUGCAGCCCACGUAUAGAAGAGAUGCUGGAGUCUGGCACCAAACAAGAAGUCUACUCUACAAGAAUCUGCUCAUCAAAUGGAGGACCAAGCAACAGAGUCUUCAGGAAUUGAUCCUACCUCUGCUACUGUUGGGUCUCCUGAUACUCAUCAGCACCCUCAAUCCUCAUGUUUAUUAUGGAGGCAUCAGCACUGCCGAGCUGGAGCGUGACGACCACUUCCUCAAGGGUCUGGGAUACACGCCAAUCACCAACAUCACUAAUCACAUCAUGGAAGAGGUGGCCCAGGAGAUGCACCUACAGGAUCGUCUGGAGAUGUUUGCUAGUGAGGAAGACCUGGAGAACGCAAGCCUGUAUGAGCCCUCCAGCUAUGUCGGUGUUGUGUUCUUGGACAGCUCUGCCACGUCUUACAGACUACGCUUCCCAUACAACCAGCUGCCACUACCCAGCGAUUACACAGAAUCUUUUGCCAACUGUUUUACCAGCUCGGUGAACUGCAGAGCAGCUAAUUACUGGUACUCCGGCUUCAUCCGUCUCCAGUCUAUGAUCGAUGCAGCCAUCAUCCAGAUGCAAACAAAGCGUUCAGUGUGGAGUGAGAUGGACCUGAAGGUAGUAAUGAUGGGUCAGCAGGGCUCUGUGGAAGUUCAGAAAUUCCCCCACGCUCUCAUCUCCAUCUACCUGGUCCUGGCCUUCACGCCCUUCGUCACCUUCCUCAUUGUCAACGUGGCAGCUGAGAAGGAACAUCGCCUCAAAGACACCAUGACCAUGAUGGGGCUCUACGACACUGCUUUUUGGUUGUCAUGGGGCCUCCUGUAUGCUGCUCUGGUGACCACCAUGUCCAUCCUGAUGUCCGUUAUCGCUACCUACACAGCUCUGUUCCCUAACAGUGACUUCUUUGUCAUCUUCUUGCUCAUCUUCCUCUAUGGCAUAUCCUCAAUCUUUUUCUCCUUCAUGCUGACUCCGUUAUUUAAGAAGCCCAAGUUUGCCAGCACAGUGGGCUCCAUGCUGACGGUGGUGUUUGGUUGCCUGUCACUGUUCACUGUGCUGAUGAAGGACUUCCCACAGCCACUGGUCUGGCUUCUCUGCCUUCUCUCUCCCAGCGCCUUCUCGAUUGGGAUUGCACAGGUGGUUUACCUGGAGGCCCAGGGAGAUGGUGCUGUGUUUUCCUCCCUCACCAACGGCCCCCAUCCUCUUUACGUGCCCCUGCUCAUGCUGGUUGUGGACUGUAUCCUCUACCUUUUGUUGGCUAUCUACCUGGACCAGGUACUGCCUGGUGAGUUUGGAAUGAGGAGGUCCCUGGUAUACUUCCUGAAGCCGUCCUAUUGGUCCAAACGCAGGAAGCGCUAUGUUGAAGUGAGCUCAGUAUAUGACACAGAGGUGAAAGGCACACCUGGCGUGGACGAGUCUGUUGAGCCUGUUUCACCGGAGUUCAGAGGGAAAGAAGCCAUCCGCAUCAAUAACAUCCAGAAAGUGUACAGAGAGAAGGACAAUGUGGUGGAGGCUCUGAGAGGUUUGACGUUUGACAUCUAUGAGGGCCAGAUCACGGCUCUGCUGGGACACAGCGGGGCAGGCAAGUCAACUCUCAUGAACAUCCUGUGUGGCAUCUGCCCGCCCACUAACGGCUCGGCUACUAUCUACGGCUCCCCUGUAGCAGAGAUUGCAGAUGCGUCAGAAAUGAAGCAGCUGGUGGGAAUUUGCCCCCAGUUCAACAUCAUCUUUGACGUGCUCACUGUGGAAGAGCACCUGAGGAUAUUUGCUGCCAUUAAAGGGAUCCCACCGGGGGACAUCGAUGCUGAGGUUACCAAAGUGCUGAAGGAUCUGGACUUGGAGAAGAUCAUGACUGCUCAGGCCAAGAAUCUGAGUGGAGGCCAAAAGAGGAAACUCUCUGUUGGCAUUGCCAUUCUUGGAGAUCCUAAGAUCCUGCUCUUGGACGAGCCCACAGCAGGCAUGGACCCCUGCUCCAGACACCAGGUCUGGUCGCUGCUGAAGAGCCGCAGAGCUGGCAGAGUCACUGUCCUCAGCACACACUACAUGGACGAGGCUGACAUUCUUGCUGACCGUAAAGCUGUAAUCUCUCAAGGACAGCUGAAAUGUGUUGGCUCUUCUCUGUAUCUCAAGAUCAAGUGUGGUGUUGGAUAUCAUCUCAGAAUGUCUAUCAACGAGAGAUGUGAAGCUGAAAAGAUCACAUUAGUGGUCAAGCAGCAUGUUCCCAAGGCAAAGUUGUCCCGACAACAUGAGGCAGAGUUAACAUUCACUCUGCCUUUUGAGAGCAUGGACACAUUCCCAGGCUUGUUCUCUGAGCUCGACGGUCAACCCAAUCUGGGAAUUAUCAAUUAUGGGGUUUCCAUGACUACACUGGAGGAUGUUUUUCUUCGUUUGGAGGCAGAGGCUGAAGUGGACCAAGCUGACUACAGUGUGUUUAAUCGGGAGCAGAAAGAGGAUGACAGUGACAACGUCUCUCUGGACGAUACAGACCAGCGGCUGCUGACAUUCUCGGACAGCAAGUCAGAUGUGGUGUCGGGUCACGCUCUGUGGCGGCAGCAGUUCAGCACCGUGGCCUGGCUGCACAUGCUCAACAUGCGCAGAGAGAGGAAGGCCUUUGUUUACACUUUGGCCCUGUUCCUGGUGUUUGUUGCUGCAGUGCUUGUCCUAUCUCUGGCCACAGGAAACAUCCAGAUUCACUCCCCAGACCGUCAGUUUCUGCCCAUUUACCUCCUCAAAAGGAACCAGGCGCCCCGGAGAUACACUACCAGCCUCCUGAUUCAAAACUCCUCAGGCUCUGAUAUUUCUGACUUCGUCCACAACCUGGAGUCUCAGAACAUCAAAGUGGAAAUGAUGAAACACAGCGACUACAUGGCCGCAGCUCCCCACAGCGCUGCCAUCAACGUAACAGGAUCCAGCAAGGGUUUCAGAUACAGCAUUGCAUUCAACAGCACCACAGUUCACUCUUUGCCUAUGGCUGUCAAUGUACUAAGCAAUGCUCUUCUUAGAGGUCUUAAUGGUACUGGACAGAUCCGAACCUGGACCAAACCGUUUGAUUACCAAAUCCCAGAUGCUACAUCCUAUGCUCUGGUGUACAUAGAGGCCAUCAUACUGGGAAUGCUGGCAGCUGGAAUGCCUGCGUAUUUUGCCAUGGACCACACUCGAGAUCGAGAGAUCAAGUGUCGCUCUACUCUGCGUAUCUCUGGUCUGGUUCCAUCAGCCUACUGGUGCGGUCAGGCAGCUGUGGACAUUCCCUUCUACUACCUCAUCCUGUCCUGCAUGACCAUCAUCCUCUUCUCCUUUCACACUGGAAACCUGCUCACCUCCAGCAACCUCACCGCUGUGGUCCUGUGUACCGUUGGCUUUGGUCCAGCCAUGAUCCUCUUCACUUACGUGUUUUCUUUUGGCUUUGCCCGAGUCCAGAGCAACAGGGAUUUCUUCUCUGUCAUCUCCAUGAUGGUGUGUGUUGUGUCAGCCUCGCUGGUUCAGUUGUCAGAAAACCCCGGACUGACCAGAAACCUGCACAACGCCUUGUGUUUCUUCAACCCUCUGUACCCACUCAUGGGCUGCCUCAACUGCAUCACCAAGGCGACCUUCCUCCCCUCUCAGUAUGAAGAGAACUUCUUGUGGAAAAAUCUGCUCAUUGCGGUUGUAGCUCCCUAUCUCCAGUGCAUCCUGCUACUGUUCCUGCUUCGUUGGCUGGAGCUCCAUUACGGAGGGAGGACGAUGAAAAACGAUCAGUUCUGCAGGAUCUCAUCCAAGUCACAGCCCAAAGUGGAGAGGAACCCAGAAGAAGGUCUGAACGAGGAUGAGGAUGUUCAGAUGGAGAAAGCCAGAGUGAAGGAGGCUCUUACCUGCCAGUCCUGUGAGGAGAAACCGGUGGUGGUUGUGAGUAACCUGAGAAAGCAGCACAAGGGCAGAAGAGAAGGUUUUUCUCUGAACAAGACGAGGAAAGUGGCCACAAAAAACAUCUCUUUCUGCGUUCGCAAAGGUGAAGUUCUUGGACUGUUGGGUCCCAACGGAGCAGGAAAGAGCACCAUCAUGCAUAUGUUGUCAGGUGACACAGACCCCACUGCAGGCCAGGUGCUGAUGGGGGACUAUAGUACAGAGUUUCGUCAGGUGGACAACCCGUUGGAACAUGUGGGCUACUGUCCACAGGUGAACCCUCUGUGGCCCAGGAUCACUCUGCAGGAGCACCUGGACAUCUAUGCCGCCAUCAAGGGCCUGAGAGGACAGGAUGUACCAGGUAUCAUCAAACGUGUGGUGAACGCUCUGGAGCUCAAGGAGCACUUGAACAAACAAGCCAAGAACCUGUCAGCAGGACUCAAGAGGAAGUUGUGCUUUGCCUUGAGUAUGAUUGGGAAUCCUCAGAUCGUGUUACUGGAUGAGCCGUCAUCAGGAAUGGACCCCAAGUCUAAACAGCGCAUGUGGAGGGCCAUUCGUGCUGCUUUCCAGAACCAUCAGCGGGGAGCCAUCAUCACCACGCACUACAUGGAGGAGGCGGAGGCCGUGUGUGACCGUGUAGCUAUCAUGGUGUCGGGCCAGCUGAGAUGUAUCGGCUCCAUCCAGCAUUUAAAGGGGAAAUACGGUCGAGGCUACAGUUUGGAGGUAAAACUCAGAGAGGAGCUGACGGGGCUACAGCAGGUGGCGCUGUUGCACAAAGAGAUCCUUCGAAUCUUCCCUCACGCUGCCCGGCAGGAGAGCUUUGCUACUCUGAUGGUUUACAAGAUCCCCAUGGAGGAUGUCAAAUCACUGUCCAAGUCUUUCUCUAAGUUAGAGAGUGCCAAGCAAACCUUCAACUUUGAGGAGUACAACUUCUCCCAGUCGACCUUAGAGCAGGUGUUCAUGGAGUUUGCCAAGGAGCAGGAGAACGAGCAGGACGAUGUCGGCUCCCUCAGCACGACCUUCCAGUGGCAGCGCCUGCGCCAGGACGGCCCGGUGUCCGUCAACCACACAGACAGCAUCGUGCACCAGCUCUGAGCUCCAGCUGAGAGGGAGCCGGCCGGUGACCGACCAGGACCGACCGAUCCCAACCUGCCAGGCUUCGACGCCUUGAGGGCUCACGCCAGCACUCGCCCGCUCCACGCAAAAACCCGCGUACACCGCCCCUUAAAUGAACGGGACAGUCCUGGGUGGGGGGGGCUCACAUACACUAGGACUGACUGUGUGUGUGUUCAGGCUCAGGGCUGUUCACGGCCCCUCUCUCUGGGUCUGAGGCGUGCGUGUGUGUAACCCUCGUCCACUGGUGCUCCGUGUUUUCUGAAUGGCACUGACCGGGCGGCGGUCUUUCUCGACACGCCGCUGCAACACCUACUCCUCUUUCUACCGGUGUUUUUUUAUCUUCACAGGGAGUCAUUGAAAGGAAAACCAAUAUCUAUAUAAAUAAUAUAUAAUAUUUAUGCUUUGUAAUCCAUCCGCUCUCCUUCCAGGGAGGCGUUCCAGUAAACGUGUUUGCUCGUCUCUUCUGAUGUUUUUCGUCUCUUGUGUUUGUGAAACAGUUUUUUAAGCACAACCAGAACUGAGAUCCAUCCACGAUCGUACCAAAGCACAUCUCUGAACCACACACACCUCCUCACACAGCGAAACUGAGACCUACUGUUUGUUUUUGUGUCGGUUGCAUGUGCAGAAAUAGUUUGCAUAAUAGUUCUAGAAGUGACGUGGGGAAGUGGGAGGAGCCAACAACGCUGGAGAGACAGUUCUCCACAGAGUCUUUAGACCUUUACAGCCCCCUACUUUACAAACCAGUCUCUCCUCUUUAUUUGACACCAGCAUGCACAUCUUAACGUCCAGACCUGCAUUUAAACGCCACGUUCUCCAGGAGUGUUUCAGCAUGCACGCUCUCGAGGAGCCGACGGAUGUUGGGAUGAGGUCGUUUUGUUCUUUUUGCCCUGUGGCCUUCCUCUCUGUAGGUUUAGCUUUGAACUAGAACCCAUAGCUUUGGGAAUGUAGUGUAGAAUAUGCACACCAGUACAUGUAGCACACUGCCCUCGUCAGACGUUAGCCGGGGCCCGAUGGCGUUCAGAUCCAGGCGGUGUUUGAGGAAUCUGAGCCCGGUGGAUUUUUGAUAACAGAUAUUGAAUGUACGUUGUGGCCUCCGGUGGGGGGGGGGUCCGCAGUGACCGUGUUUCACUUUGGUGCCACUUUUACUCACACAGCUGUUUUGUUAACCCUAUCUUGUGUGUGUGUGUGUGUGUGUGUGUGUUUACUGUGUUGUAAAUACUGUGUGUAGCCUCAUAAUCUCGUAUUUGUACCAGCGGGUGCGGUGUUGGUUCAAUCCCGAUCAGCAAACCGAUAAAUUGUAAUUUUUUCUCGUCAUUCAGGGCAGAGUGAGUCAGUGGAAUUUAAAGGGACAGUUCACCAGAGUUUUAUUGUGUUAACCGUCCUGAACGGACCUGGAGGGGGAUAUUUGUCUACAACUGAGCCGCUCAACUCACUCGAUCCUUUACAGUUUGAGGCUUUCGGCUGCGGCUCGGUUCAAGGGGGUGGACAAAAUAACAGGAACAGCUGACGGCAGCAACACAAACUGUCCUGGAAACUCAACGAGAUAAUGUUCAGAGGAAGUGUCCGCUGCAGGGGGAUUGUACUGGAUUGAAUCACAGACGGGUGUAACAGAAUAUCUCCUCAUGUUUUAUGGAAGUUUGAGUCAUAGAACAGCCGCUGAGCAGAAGAUGAGUUUUAAAGCUAACCGAAGGUUUUUGAUAUGAAUUCUAGAUACUUAAUGAAUAAGAUGUCUGAGCUCCAUCGUGUGUCUAACUCUCAGAUUCCUGGCACAGAUGCUUUGUGGUGGGAGGAGCUGAUCUGCUGCAGACUUUAUUUACUCUGUCGUCAUUAAAUUAAGUUGAGUAAGAGCUGGUUUAUAACUCUCAGUCAUUAAUAGAAAUAUGUGUGUGUGUGAGGGGGAAGAGGAGUGAAGCCAGCUGACUUUCCAAACAUGAGACCACAUUUCCUAAACUAAAGAUUCAAAUAUGCUAAACUUGAGGAAGAGAGCGAUGCCUUAGGUUCAGUCCAUGCACUAUCCUUUUAAAUGUGAAAACUUUAUUUAAAAGCUAUUAACGUUUAUGUUUUUGCACACAUGUAGCCUCGUUCCCUCUCACAGGGGACAAAAUAAAAGCCUGGCUCUGUUUGACGUGUGGCGAGGAUGGAUGGUUCUUGGGAUGUCGUACACACAUUUUAUAUUUGUUUUCCCAAGGUGCAAUGUCGGGUAUUUGUUCCCAAAAGCAAACAUUCUUUGAAUUUUAUCGUAACAUUCAUGUGUUCUGUGGCAUUUAACCGUCAGUUUCAGUAUCAUGUAGCCACCCAAGUAACAUCGUCUUUGUUCCCCCCCCCGUGUCCUGAACAAAAAGCAUCAUAUCCAGUUCACACAAAGAAAACCAAACUAUUCUCUGGCUCUGUGGAAAGUGGAGCGAUUGGCGUCGAAGGUGGAGCAGGUUUUGUUUUAUUUUCCUGGUGGUGGUAAAAUUGCACUAUUUCUGGGAUAUUUUAUAACCUUUCUUUAUAUUAUGCAAUCUUUGUAAGAUUAUCUGUGCACUGAUUUUAUUUUUUAAAGACUGUGGUUUAGCUGUGUGCUGUAUUUUCCUCCUGUAUCGCCCGCAUGUCUGGAUGGACACUUGUCAUUAAUGAACUCUACGGUCUCUACACGACCUUUUCAUGAAUAAAUGUUAAUCCAAAUUA